Molecule: messenger RNA, 737 nt
Organism: Rosa chinensis
Lineage: Eukaryota; Viridiplantae; Streptophyta; Magnoliopsida; Rosales; Rosaceae
Product: organelle RRM domain-containing protein 6, chloroplastic
Exons: 4
Coding region: 38-535 (165 amino acids)
Biological process (GO): cytidine to uridine editing; chloroplast mRNA modification
Cellular component (GO): chloroplast
Molecular function (GO): RNA binding
Source: RefSeq, a predicted model, not a curated record
AAAGGAUAAUACCUACUUUUUUUCAUUCAUCUGAGAAAUGGCGACGACCGUUGUGCUCCCAAGUGCUCCAAGGGCUUGGAUUGAUAGCAGAGAGACCCAAUUUGCAGAGCACAAAGUGGGCUCUGUAAAUUGUGCUUGGCAAUGGCACCGCUGCCUCAGUUAUAGGCUUUCGUUUUCUACUACACACAAAAAGAGGAGCUUUUUACCACUGGCGACUUCUUCUUCUUCGUCAUCUUCGUUUUCUCCCAAGACCAAGCUCUACGUCAGUGGGCUUUCGUUUCGUACCACUGAAGAAAGUUUGCGAAAUGCUUUCCAAAAUUUUGGACAUCUUGUAGAAGUCAAUCUGGUGAUGGACAGGAUAGCAAAUAGGCCGAGAGGAUUUGCUUUCCUCCGCUAUGAAACCGAGGAGGAAUCUCAAAAGGCUAUCGAGGGAAUGCAUGGAAAGUUUUUGGAUGGCAGAGUAAUAUUUGUUGAAGAAGCAAAGCCCAGAUCAGAGCUACGACAAACCCUCAAACAAAACCCAAGACAGUAUUAAGGUUGUAGUGUAGAGUGUCCACUUCUGGCCAAGUUCUUCUUGUAUACCAAUUGAUAUGCUACCAUAAAUGGUAUACUUGGAAUUUGCAGUUCAAUAAGAGAAAAGCGUGUUAGAUUAUUCUUCUUGAGUGCUGAUACCAUGGUAUAAUUCGGUAUUGCAGUUCUCUUUAUCUUGAAAGAAUGUCUAAGGUUGUACUCUACAA